Paramecium pentaurelia is the source of this 1611-nucleotide messenger RNA. The record is from the annotation of a GenBank genome assembly. NCBI's taxonomy places the organism in Eukaryota, Ciliophora, Oligohymenophorea, Peniculida, Parameciidae.
AUGCAACAAAGCACAAAUCAGAUGAUAUGUUGUUCAGAGCAUGAAAUGGAAGCGUAGUUGGUUAUUUUGGAUCAGGAAAUGACAUAAAAAUAGAGAUUAUUAUGUACAGAAUGUAUCAGCAAAAUGGAAGGCAACUAUAGAUUUUUAGGAUUUUAAAAAAUAAAGUAAAUUAUAGAAGAGAAUCAAAAUUUAAAGAAUCAAGUAAUCGAUAAUGUCAUAAAUUAAAGACGAGAUAUCAUUUAAAAAUUUCAAAUUUAAAUUGAUUCGUAUAGAUCUAUUUAAAUUUAAAAAUUUGAUAACAUAAUCUCCUAAACCAACUUCUGGAUAUAAAAUCUAAAUGAAAUAAAACAAAAAUAUUAAUCAUCCAAUUUUUGUAAGGAAUUUGAGAUAUUAUUAUAAAAUAAUAUGUAAUUUAGUUAGAUUGAUGAAUAAUAAAUCUAUAAAGAUUUAUAAUAGGAACUAACAUCUCUGAUUUCAAAUUAUUAACCAAAAUUAGCACAUGAACUUAAUGAACUUAUGGAAACUUCAAAAUUAUUUUAAGCAACUUAUAGUAUUUUUGAAUGCUUCGAAAAUGAGGAAAUAUCAGCUUUUCAAUUAGAUUAAAUAACUCCUAAAGUAGAAAUUAAAUACAUGAAUAAGUUUGAGAAACAAGAUGAAUGGUGUUAUGCAAUUUAAUUUGAUAAAAAAGGAUAAAGAAUGAUAUCAACUUCUAACAAAGAUAUAAAACUUUGGAGCUUUAAUUAAGGCAAAAUUUAAUUAAUCUAAUAAUUGAAGGGUCAUUUAAAUAAUGUAACAUGUUUAUUAUUCACUCCUUAAUCAAAUUGCAUAAUUUCAGGAUCUUAUGAUCACACUUUAAGGUGUUGGAAUAUAAAUGAACAAAAUUAAUUAAUAUCCUAAUCUACAUUCAAAGAGCAUAGUGGUAAAAUUCAUUGUAUGAUAUUAAAUUAAUUGGGAGAUUAGCUUAUAUCUUCAAGCAAAGAUAAAUCUAUUAAAAUAUGGAAAUUUGAUUAAAGUGUAAAUGGAUUACAAUUAUAAUAAUCAUUAUCUAAACACUAAAAUGAGGUGUACUCUGUAAGUUUAAAUUAAUCAGAAACUCUACUAGCCUCUUGUGGUAGGGAUUAAUAAAUAAUUAUUUGGAAAAAAGAUUAAUUUAAUAAAUGGUAAUUUAAUUAGAUUGUUACUCAAUCAAUUUAAGAUUUUGGUAAAAAACUUCUUUUUUUAAAUGAUGACUAAUUAAUAUGGGUUUCAUCUAAUAAUAAUUUAGAAAAAAACUCCAUUUGGUUCUAUGAAUCUAAAGAAGGAGUUUUGAUGGAAAAUAAAGAAAAGGCAAUUCAUCUAGAUGGUGAUCCAAAUCUUGACUAUAUUUCAUUUCCAAUUCAAUAUAAUAAGGAGAAGAAUUUGCUUAUUGUUAGACAUAAAUAAAUUAUUUAUUUAUUAAGAUAAUCUUUGAAAGGAAAGUUUGUAAUCUUUGCCAAAUUGCCUUGUUAGGAUGAAAAUAGUUAUGGGGCUUUAUCAAAUGAUGGAAGAUAUUUGGUUUUUUGGGAUUGCUUAUAUUAAAAUAAAAAUAAAAGUAAUGGAAAAUAUUUAGUUUAUGAAUUAAGCUAUAAAUGA